CCGAGACUCUGCCGGGCGGAAGGUUUCGAUGAUAUCCCACAGUAACUGUCACGAUGUGACCCAAAAUAUAUCUCUUCUCAUCUCUCCCUAGUCUGUGCGCUGUAUGGACUUUGGGCUUACAUCUCAGGCCGUCCUGGGCUUCAAUGCCUGGGCGUCUGACGUCCAGAGCGUUGGGCAUCUUCGGCUUGGUUCGAAUGACCUCAAAGCGGAUCCCACAUUACUGGUUCCUGGCAUCGCCACCUGCUUCUCGGUCCUGCUGUUCGUCAUUCAAGGGCUGGGAUCCAUACCUUUCGUCCACCGCCUCCUUGUCCGUGCUGGGAUCUCGUCGGACGAGCCUGUUGCGGACGCGCCGGGGAUUGGCACUGGGGCCAUUCUGCGGUUCCGGAUUGCGCGUUUGGUCGGAUGUUUCGCACUCCUCGGGCUGUCUAUAUAUGCGGCGGUGGAAGGCAUAGAGGGCGCUUUGGUUGCCGCCGUGGCAUAUGGCUACUGCACGAUCCUCUCAGCGCUCUCUGUCAACCCCCGCCGCUCGCGCAGUGCAGUUGUGGGUCAUGUGAACCUCGUCAUCCUCGCUUCGCUCGCAGUCUACGUAUACCGGGACAUUGUUCCGCUUGCGACGUUCACCCUGGACCCCCGGGACGCGGACUCGCCGAUCCUCUGGGCUACCAUCACCCUCCUCUUCGCCACUGGUGUCGUUAUUCCGCUGUUUACGCCGCGGCAGUACAUCCCCGUCGAUCCUUUGAAUCCACACACGGAACUCAAUCCCGAGGAAACCGCGUCAAUCAUCUCGCAUGCGUUCUUUUUUUUCCUGGACGGGAUCAUCUUCCUGGCUUACCGCCAGGGCAAGCUCGACGAACCGCAGCUCUACGCCCUGCGUGACUCCGAUGCCUCUGAGUAUCUCACCCGCAAGAGCUUCAAAUAUCUCGACAGCUACAUGGGGAAAGCGCGUGGGCAUAUCUUUUUUGGGCUCAUGAGAGUUUUUGGAGCGCGUUUCAUCGUAUUGGGCUGUCUGCUGCUCGUCAGAGUUCUCAUGGCACUUUCGGGGCCAUACGCUAUGAACCAUCUGCUACUAUUCAUUGAGAAGGGAGGCCAAGAUGAGCCAGUCAAGCCCUGGGUCUGGAUCCUUCUUAUCUUCCUCGGUCCGGUCGUUGCUUCGGUGGCAAUGCAAACCUACGUUUUCAUCAACACUCGUUCCUUGGUCCAAGCGGAGGCCAUCCUUACUCAGCUUGUUUUCACGCACAGUCUGCGCAUCCGCAUGAAAGCGGAAAUAGAGACCCAACAGGAAUCGGCGCCGACCUCCACCUCCGAAACGCCUCGCACGGUGUCUCGCACGGAGUCCCAUGAAGAAGAUGAUGAGAACAAUGUGCCUCCCGCGACGUCGGAGAAUGCUGAAGGGGAGGAUGCCCAGUCGAGCACUGUCCACGGUGGAUCUGCAAGCGUCAAGUCUGGCAAAUCAGCUGCUCCAAGUAAGGCGCCGAGCAAGGCUGACUCGCAUAGUACUGCUGCGACAGCGCCUGCUGCCGACAAGCCCAAGUCUGGCGGAAGUCUUGUGGGGAAGAUCAACAACCUGGUGACCACCGAUCUGGAUAACAUUGUCGACAGCCGAGACUUGCUUAACCUGUUCCUGUCCAUCCCUCUGCAGAUCACGUUGGGAAUCUGGUUCCUCCACUCCUUACUCGGAUGGUCUGUCUGGGUGGGCGUUGCCUCUAUCCUAUUGAUGGUGCCCCUCCCGGGAUACAUGGCGAAAAUGGUCCAGUCGGUUCAGAAGGAACGUCUCAAACGAACAGACGAUCGAGUCACGGGCGUCAGCGAAGCUGUGAACUCUCUCCGGAUGGUCAAACUAUUCGGCUGGGAGGAGCGCAUGAAAGAGCGCAUUGACGAGAAGCGAGUGGACGAACUGGGAUGGAUCCGCAAGAGACGUUUCCUGGACAUGGCCAGCAACAUUGUCAACGUCUUGAUUCCCAUCGUGACCAUGGUCGCGACAUAUUCGACUUACACUUUGAUCAUGAAGCAGCCGUUGAACGCAUCCAAAGUCUUCUCUAGCAUGACCGUAUUCGACUUGUUGCGGGAUAACAUCGCCCAGAUCACCGGUUGGUUGAACAACCUGAUGAGCGGCAAAGUCUCGCUUGACCGCAUGAACGACUUUUUGAAGAACACAGAGCUCCUGGACAGCUUUGAUGAGAAGAAGGUUGAAGCGCGCGCUCUGAUCAACACUGGUGGCUCGGAAGAGAUUGGGUUCCGACGCGCGACGUUCUCUUGGCAAUCCGAGUCGGAUGGCUCACUCACCCGGUCGUCUCGCCAUUUCUCACUCAAGUUCGAUAAUGAGAUCAUCUUCAAGCGAGGGAAGAUCAAUCUGGUCGUUGGUCCUACUGGUUCUGGCAAAACCUCGCUUUUGAUGGCCCUCCUCGGGGAAAUGCACUAUCUCCCGUCGUCGCCUGACUCGUGGUACAACCUGCCGCGGAGUGGCGGUGUCGCGUAUGCGGCGCAGGAGUCGUGGGUGCUCAACGAGACGAUCCGGGACAACAUCGUGUUCAACACGCCGUUUGACGAGGAGCGCUACAGACAGGUGGUGCAUCAGUGUGCGCUCGAGCAGGAUCUGGCUCUGUUCCAGGCUGGCGACAAAACGGAGGUUGGCGAGAAGGGCUUGACGCUUUCUGGAGGCCAGAAAGCGCGUUUGACGCUGGCUCGUGCGGUGUACUCUGACGCCAGCAUCCUCCUUCUCGACGAUGUACUUGCUGCUCUCGAUGUCCACACCUCUCAGUGGAUCGUCGAGAAAUGCUUCGCUGGACCGUUAAUCCAAAACCGGACUGUGAUUCUUGUCACCCACAACGUCGCACUUACCCGUCACAUCGCAGACUACGUCUGCACGUUCUCCUCGGACGGCCGCAUCAGCGGCCAGGGCACGGCGUCGGAGAUCCUCACUCGUGGCGGUGCUCUGGAGAGCCAGAUCCGGAAAGAGGAGAAGGCAAUCGCCAAGGCGGAAGAAAACGUGGAUGGGACUGAAGCAGAGACCAAACCUGCGGCGGCAGCGCCAGUCGCUGGCAAGCUCAUCGUUGCCGAGGAAGUGCAGAUGGGACAUGUCAGCUCGGCUUCCCUGUUGAUGUACUUCAAGGCGAUGGGCGGUAAUCACGCUACGGUGUUCUGGAUCGUGUUUACGCUCGGCUUGGUUCUGAACCAGAUCUUCACUGCCGUUCGCACGUGGUGGCUGGGCUACUGGGCGCGCCAAUACGAUGACAGGCCAGCCAGCGAUGUCGAUGUUGUGCUGAAUUUGGGCAUCUUCGUUGUCAUAGUCUUGAUCACGGUUCUGACGAUCUUGGUUGCUUUCUUUGCUCUGGUGUUCGGUCAAGUUCGGGCCUCGCGGGUGAUCCACAAGAAGCUCGUCGAUUCCGUUCUGCGCGCGCCGCUGAGGUGGCUGGAUGUCACACCGACGUCACGUAUCAUCGCGCGUGUGACCAAGGAUGUCCGAGCGAUAGACGACUCGCUGCCCAACUUGUUCAUGCCCCUAGCGAGCAUGGUUAUCUCCAUGAUUGUCAAAUUUGGUGUUGUCGUGCUGUACACUCCUGUGUUCCUUUUCCCUGGGCUGGCGGUCGCGGGUGCGGGUGCGUACCUCGGGCAGAUCUACAUGGCCGGGCAACUCUCCGUGAAGCGGCUCAUGUCCAACGCCCGCGCGCCUGUCCUGGCACACUUUGGUGCUGCUGUUUCUGGUUUGGUGUCGAUUCGUGCGUUUGGGGCCGAGAGCAAGUUCAAGAGCGAGACGCUGAUACGGAUUGAUCGGUACACCCGUGCCGCGCGGAGCUUCUACAACCUGAACCGAUGGAUCUCAGUCCGGGUCGACUUCCUCGGCUCACUGUUCUUGGCGACGCUCGCCGCGUACCUGGUCUACGGCAAGCACACGAAUGCGGGCGACACGGGUUUCCUGAUCAACAUGGCGAUCACGUUCACGCAGAUGCUGCUUUGGGCCGUGCGGAUCUUCAACGACUUUGAGGUUCAGGGCAACAGUCUCGAGCGUAUCCAGGACUACAUCGACAUCGAGCACGAGAAGUCGCCCACGUCUGCGGGAGUGCCGCCGGCGUACUGGCCUGCUAGCGGAGAUCUGAGGGUGGAGAAUCUGAGCGCGCGGUACUCGCUGACUGGUCCGGAUGUGCUACACAACAUCUCGUUUACGGUCAAGCCCGGAGAGCGGAUCGGCAUCGUCGGCCGAACUGGUUCUGGAAAGAGCUCGCUGACCCUGUCACUGCUCCAAUGUAUCCCGACUGACGGCAAAGUAUACUACGAUGGGAUCGACACGUCCACGCUGAAUCUGGACGCGUUGCGCUCCAGCAUCACCAUCAUCCCCCAAGUGCCCGAGCUUCUCAGCGGGACGGUCCGAUCGAACCUGGAUCCUUUCGGACAGUACGACGAUCUGGAGUUGAACUACGCGUUGCGCGCGGCGGGGCUGUUCGCGUUGCAGGACGAGCUGGACGAGGGAAGGAUUACGCUAGACAGCGCCGUCGCUGUUGGCGGCGGGAACUUGAGUGUUGGCCAGCGGCAGAUCUUCGCGCUCGCCCGGGCCAUCGUGCGGAAAAGCAAGGUGCUGAUUCUGGACGAAGCGACGUCCGCGAUUGACUACAAGACGGACGCGAUCAUCCAGAACUCGUUGCGGCAGGAGCUGCACAACGAUGUGUCGCUGAUCACCGUGGCGCAUCGGCUGCAGACUAUCAUGGAUGCGGACAAAAUCAUGGUGCUCGACGCGGGCAACAUCGCUGAGUUUGACAGCCCGAAGGAGCUGCUGAAGAUCCCAGAUGGGAAGCUGCGGGCCCUGGUUGAGGAGUCGGGAGAGCGUGACGCGCUGUACGCGAUGGCGGGCGCGGACAUUUAAUCAGCAAAGUAGAGUAAGUAGUAUGUAGUUAGUCAGUGUUAGUAGUAGUUAGCAACACAUCUAUUCGUAAUUAGCACCGACUCAAAUUCGCUUCUAUGCAUAUCAUAUCACAUGAGUCAUGGGCAUCAGAGAUGCGAGAAGUCGAAGGCGGCCGGGAUCCGCCGACAGCACUAAGCUGCAGACGCCACACUCGUUGAUGACAUGUUCCUCAGGGUUCCUCGCGUCUGGGGCUUCCAUUGCUUGUCGGAAUGCAAGAAGGAGAAGAAAAUGACAGGAUUGUCAGUACCCCAGCACAGCCUACCCCAGCACAGCAUUCAAUCCAAGCCGGCCUCCGCACCGCAGCCCUGGACACUGGGGAAGGAUGACCGAAUACCGCAUGCUGAUGAGUAUAUGUAACUCACUUGCACUGCCUACCUGGCUACGACGACGACGUAUUUUUGGAGCCGAUAAGGUUUGCUUCCACGGCUGCGCACGCCCGGGUAAAUCGCUGCAUUUGGGCAGGAUGAGCCGUGGCGUAUCGUAUCGGCUGCCCCUUCGCGCCGUGCUUAUCCGAGUCCGGCCCUCCAGGCAGAUCCAGGCGGUGCGUCAGGCAGCUCAGCUCGCCCUGUCACCGGCGGACGCCGGUUGGGGCGUCUUCUCGAGCGUCCCCAGUUGCUAUCUCCAGCAGCUCGGUGCUUCUCCGCUCUCGAUGACGAGUUUGGAGACAGUCCGAGCGAGGGCUUCUGGAUCUGAUGCAUGUGGUGUGGGAGGGCGAUGCGGGUGUCUGGUAUAAAGGGCGCGCGGGGGUGCCCCAUGUCGCUCUCCAUUCCUUUCUCUUUCUCCUCCGUUCACGAUCUAGCUCUCCAACUAUCCAACCACCUAUCAUCAGUACACACCGCACCACACCGCCUCACGAAACCAUGUCGCACACAGUCAUCCGCGCGCUCCCGUUCACGACGCACAUCGCAGCAGGCGGCGCGCGCCACAUCCUCGCGCGCGACCAGGCCCGUGCGCGCAAGAUGCUCGACGGCGUCUCGCCGCACGGCCCCGCCGCGUUCAAGCAGCGCAGCUUCGCCGCGCACCACCACCACCACCACCGCCAUCACCAGCAGCAGCCCGGCGGGACGGGUGUGUCCGCGCCGACGGGCCCCGCAACGGGCGCGGGCACGGGCGCCACUGGGUCCGUCGACGUCACUGAUGCAGCGGUGACGUACACGAUGGACGUGGGCGUCGGGUCGCCGCCGACGUCGUACACGCUCCUGAUCGACACCGGGAGCUCGAACACGUGGGUCGGCGCGGCCAAGGCGUACGUCCCGACGUCGACCAGCACGGACACGCGCCAGAGCGUGAACGUCAGCUACGGCUCUGGAUCGUUCUCUGGGACUGAGUACACGGAUGAAGUGACGCUCGGCCCGGGCCUCGUUAUCCAGAACCAGUCGAUCGGCGUCGCAUCGACCGCGUCCGGCUUCAAUGGUGUCGACGGAAUCUUGGGGAUUGGCCCGGUGGAUCUGACGAGCACGACCGUCAGCGGAGCGACUAGCGUGCCCACUGUGACGGACAACCUCUUCGCGCAAGGGACGAUCCCUGCCGAGUCCAUCUCGAUCUCAUACGUCCCAACCACCGCCGCGGGCGCCGCCAAUGGCGAGCUCACGUUUGGGGGAAUGGACGCGACCAAGUUCACCGGCCAGAUCACGUGGGUUCCGAUCACGAAGACUUCCCCUGCCAGCCAAUACUGGGGUAUCGAUCAGACCAUCACCUACGGCACGAAUGGAAGCCCAAUUCUGGGCCUGACUGCUGGGAUUGUCGACACCGGCACGACGCUGCUGAUGAUCGCCACGGACGCCUUCAACGCGUACAAGCAGGCCACCGGCGCGACCCUCGACAGCGCCACGGGCCUGCUCACCGUGACGCAGUCGCAGUUUGACAACAUGCAGAGCCUGUUCUUCGCCAUCGGAGAUCAAACGUUUGAGCUGACGCCGAACGCGCAAAUCUGGCCCCGCGCGCUCAACUCCACGCUCGGCGGCCAGGACGGCCAGAUCUACCUGAUCACAGCUGAUCUCGGCAGCAACAGCGGAUCGGGGCUCGACUUUAUUGAUGGGUUUGGUUUCCUGCAGCGGUUCUACUCGAUCUUCAGCACCACCAACUCCGCGGUCGGCUUCGCGACGACGCAGUUCACGGACGCGACGACGAACUGAGCGGCGGACUGCCAUGCCAUGUACUUACCCCCAAGAAGGAUGGACUGUAUAACGAACUUUUUGUAACUCAGGACGCUCUUAUUUGUGUGCAGCAACCGUGCUAUGAAUGAACUAUCCAUUUCGGUGCCACA
Molecule: messenger RNA, 7160 nt
Organism: Mycena citricolor
Lineage: Eukaryota; Fungi; Basidiomycota; Agaricomycetes; Agaricales; Mycenaceae
Source: the annotation of a GenBank genome assembly